UUUGUGGUCUGCACCGCCCACUACAGCAACAAGCAGCAGGUGACGCGACGGACCAAGCAGCGCAAGAAGACCAUUGAUCCGGAGUUCGACGAGGCCAUGUACUUUGAUCUCCAUAUCGAUGCCGAAGCGGGCAGCACAAACACCACAGCGAGUAAUAAGAGCACCGGUUCCCUGGAAUCCCCGGCCAACAAGGGCUACGCCAUAUACCCGCAGGGCGGAGCGGAUCUGGUGGAGAUAGUGGUGAGCAUUUGGCACGAUGCCCAUGAAGCGAUGUCCGAUAAAGUAUUCCUCGGCGAAGUGCGGCUUCCAAUGCUCAAUAAGCAGGAGCAGCAGGCGGUUUCCCCAUCGGCCUGGUAUUACCUGCAGCCCCGCUCCAUGACGCACAGAGGCUAUGUGGAGCGGGUUUUUGAGGCGAUCGCAAAGUGUGCGGGUAAGCAUUUCCCCAGCAAUCGAGAGGUGCGAUACUCCGUGGUGUCCGGCUUCAUCUUCCUGUGCUUCUUUGCACCGGCGAUUCUGGGACCCAAGCUCUUCGACCUGACUACCGAGCGCCUGGAUGCCCAGACGAGUCGCACGCUGACCCUAAUCUCCAAGACGAUCCAAUCGCUGGGUAACCUGGUCAGCUCCCGGUCAUCGCAACAGGAGUGCAAGGAAGUGUUCACCGUCGAGCUGUACAAGAAGUUCUGCACAAGGCAGCAUGUUGAUGCGGUAAAGCACUUUCUAGAGGUGAUCUCCACGCCCAGCCAGGCGAGCAGCAGCGUUCAUCCGGCGGCGUCGGCGACGCCACUGCAACCAGUAUUACUUACAGAGGGCCCGCCGACAAGCUAAACAAGGCCAUCAUCGAGUUCACCCUCAGCUGUGCUGGCUACUGCGUGGCCACCUAUGUGCUCGGAGUGGCCGAUCGGCACUCGGACAAUAUAAUGGUCAAAAGAAAUGGACAGCUUAACCUCAGCUCUUUC
Messenger RNA from Drosophila takahashii, 956 nucleotides. The record is from RefSeq and is a predicted model, not a curated record. Lineage: Eukaryota; Metazoa; Arthropoda; Insecta; Diptera; Drosophilidae.